This is a messenger RNA of Penicillium salamii, 1065 nucleotides long. The record is from the annotation of a GenBank genome assembly. NCBI's taxonomy places the organism in Eukaryota, Fungi, Ascomycota, Eurotiomycetes, Eurotiales, Aspergillaceae.
AUGGUGUCCGCUACCACAGACAAGGCUGAAAGCAUUUACUUGUACAAUCCAAGUCACAUCCUACCCGCGGUCUUUGCUGCAAUUGUCGGUCUAUCAUUAUUAUUUCAUGUUUUUCAGAACUAUUACUACCGAUUUUGGCGUGUCACCUUCUUCCUCUGCUGGGGUGGCCUCCUCUUCACCAUCGGCUGGAUUCUACGAUGCAUCUCAAGCUACCACCCAACAAACGUCGACAUCUAUAUUGCAUCUCAAGUAUUCAUCUAUGUCGGCCCGCCUAUCUAUUCAGCCUCGGCAUACAAUCUUGUCGGACGUCUCAUGAACUACCUACCGAUGCAUGCUGUUCUCAACCCAAACCGUGUACUAAUUUUCUUCAUCUACGUCGGCGCCGCAGUGGAAGCAAUUACAGUAGCUGGUGCAGCCAAGAACGCAUCCGCCGGCUCGGAUCUCGACAAGUACAAGUCCGGUGGGACUCUUGUGGCUAUAGGUCUUAUUCUCCAAGCCGUCGUGGAAUGCGUGGUCGUUGGACUGGUCGCAACGAUUCACAUACGCUGUUCCCGCGCGCGAAUGCUCUCACCGAAUGUGCGCAAAGUAUGUUUCACUCUGUACGGGACCUCGACCUUGGUGUUGCUGCGGUGUAUCUGUCGUGCUGUCGAGUCCUUCGAUAUGUUCAGCAAGCUCGGCUGCCGCGUGGACUGCGGUCCAAUCCUCAGCAAUGAGUGGUACUUAUAUGCCUUUGAGCUGGGUCCUAUGCUUAUAUUUACCUGGUGGAUGAAUUUGAUGCAUCCAGGUCGGUUUUUGCCUCGCCAGAAGCUGCGAUAUCUGUGUCCAGAUGGUCGCACUGAGCGGAUGGGCCCUGGCUGGACUGAUCGACGGUCUCGGUGGGAGACAUUUGCCGAUCCUUUGGAUUUGAAGGGGAUGGUUACGGGUAAGCCUUCUCAUGAAGAGUAUUGGCUGCGAGAGGAUCAAUGGCCUGUUUGUAAAGAGGGCAGUUUUGCUUCUGGGACGGCCACCAACACCAGAUCUACUUCGCAGGCCAAAGAGCUUGCUCCCUUAGAUCAUAAUGUUUGA